Molecule: messenger RNA, 2393 nt
Organism: Neurospora tetrasperma FGSC 2508
Lineage: Eukaryota; Fungi; Ascomycota; Sordariomycetes; Sordariales; Sordariaceae
Exons: 3
Coding region: 206-2173 (655 amino acids)
Source: RefSeq, a predicted model, not a curated record
ACUUCUCCUCGCUGCAACAAGGGAAAUAGUCUGCCCUUUGUAAUAUCUAAUACCACCCGCAGUCGCUCGUUUGUCUGCAGAUACGGAAAGGACUUAUCAACCGGAUUACCUUAUACUCUCGUUGUUGAUAAACAUACUGUGUUGCUCCAGGCGUCGGUCGUUUUUUUUCAUAUCAGCAAGCAACUAAGGAUAUCUCAAGGACAAAAUGCGCGCCGCUACUCUUGCUCUGGGGGCCUUGUCCCUCGGCCUGGCCCAGGCAUGGACGUAUCCUAACUGUGACCCUGACAACUGCUACAAUGAGAUGACGGACGAGCGGUUUUACGACCAGGUCAAGGAGUUUUGCCCCGGGUUUUUGGGUGGAAGCAUUGAGACUAUCCCGGAUUACCUCGAGAACUGUAGCAACGAUCGCAAGGCUGUCAGCUCUGCCUGCUCCUGCGUCACCUAUACCGCAACUCACACGACCGGGGCCUCUACUAUCCAGACCAGUGUUCCUGCCGUGACGACUACGGCCUCGGACACCACAGUUGCGCCCACGACCUCUAUCCCCGACAUCACCCAACCGCCCUCUUCUACCGUAACGAGUGCCCCGCCCACUUCAUCCACGACUACGGAUGAUGAUUCUGAUUGUGAGGAUGAGCCUGAGACUUCGACGGACGUUACUGUGCUGCCCUCUUCCUCGGCAGUCAGCACCUCGGCGACCAUCACCGUUCCCCCCUCUUCCUCGGCUACUAUCACCGUUCCUCCCAGCUCGGCAGUGAGCUCCGCUCCUGUCUCUUCGACCACCGAUGAUGAAUGCACUGACGAUGAGCCCGAGACUUCGACUGACGUUACCGUCCCUCCCUCUUCUUCCGUUACCAUUACUGUUCCUCCCAGCUCGGUAAUGAGCUCCGUUCCCGUCUCUUCGACUACCGAUGAUGAAUGCACCGACGACGAGCCCGAGACUUCGACUGACGUUACCGUCCCUCCCUCUUCUUCCGUCACCAUUACUGUUCCUCCCAGUUCGGUAAUGAGCUCCGUUCCCGUCUCUUCGACCACCGAUGAUGAAUGCACCGACGACGAGCCCGAGACUACAUCUUCGGUUGUGGUUGUUCCCUCUUCGUCCAUCCCCGUUACCAUCACUUCCGCGGCCCCCGUUUCAUCUACUACUUCGGCCCAGGAGUCCGGCACCACCGAGUGGACGACCAGCACCAUCGUCACCACCACCACCCGCACAAUCACGCAGUGCCCUACCACCGUCACCGACUGCCCUGCUCACUCAACCACCGUGACCACGGAGACUAUCACCAUCGGCACCACCGUCUGCCCUGUGACUUCUACCGCUUCCGAAUCUUCGGUCCCCGUCACCGUCACUUCUGCGGUCCCUGUGCCCUCGACUUCAGUCCCCAUUACUAUCACUUCCGCGGCCCCUGUUUCCUCGACCUCGGCUGCUCCCAUCGAGUCUUCGUCUGAAUCUUCCAUCGAGUGGACGACCAGCACCAUCGUCACCACUACCACUCACACUAUCACCAAGUGUCCCAUCACCGUCACCGACUGCCCAGCUCACUCGACCACCGUCACCACUGAGACUAUUACCAUUGGCACUACCGUUUGCCCUGUUGAGCCUACUUCCUCUUCGGUUCCCGUUACCAUGCCCGUCGUCACCUCCUCGGCCCCGGUUACGAUGCCCAUCUUCACUUCCUCGGCUCCUGUGACCAUCCCCAUCGUCACUUCCUCGGCUGCUCCCAUUCCGAGCUCUAGCGCUGUGGUGGUCCCUCCUCCCGCUCCCAGCUCCAGCGCCGUGGUUGUUCCUCCUCCCGCUCCCAGCUCCAGCGCCGUGGUGGUCCCUCCUCCCGCUCCCAGCUCCAGCGCCGUGGUGGUCCUCCUCCCGCUCCCAGCUCCAGCGCUGUGGUUAUCCCUCCUCCUGCUCCCAGCUCCAGUGCUAUCGUCAGCAGCGCUGCCCCCGUCCCUGUUCCCAGCAGCAGCACUUCUUCCGCUCCUGCCGUUUCCGCUCCUCCUGCCAUCAGCUCUACCAUCAGCUCCAUCGUUGUCGUCCCUAGCUCCAGCGCCGUCCCUACCCCACCUGUGGAGGCUGGCGCCAACGCUGCGGCGAGGAGUGGGUUGCUGGGUGUUGUCGGGUUGCUAUUCGCUCUUCUUUAAGAGAGGAAUGGAUAUACAUGGCACCCUAGGAACCUAGGAACCCAGGAAAGCUACGAUGCGGAGGAUGACUUUUUUUCUAUUUAUGAUUUUGGACAUAUGAAGGAAGGAAAGGAUAUUAUUAGGAUUUGGAUCGUUGGACAUAUAUAUGCUCAUCAUAAUUUGGACAUGACAUAACACAACAACAAAACAUAACAUAUCAUGGGACAAAAGUUAACUUUCUUGUUUAUAUUAGAAAUAAAAUGGUGUUUACUUUUACU